Messenger RNA from Mucor velutinosus, 1668 nucleotides. RefSeq lists its product as uncharacterized. Bases 1 to 1668 code for a protein of 555 amino acids. NCBI's taxonomy places the organism in Eukaryota, Fungi, Mucoromycota, Mucoromycetes, Mucorales, Mucoraceae. Gene Ontology annotation, biological process: allantoin catabolic process. The transcript has 8 exons. The record is from RefSeq and is a predicted model, not a curated record. Gene Ontology annotation, molecular function: allantoicase activity.
AUGAACGGAACACUCAACUCUUUUCCCCUUUCUGAUGAUGCUAGUAGCGUUGAAACCCCUAACGGCUCUCGCGACAUGAUGAGCAUUAGGAAUAUUGUGGACAGCAGCUACACAAACAGUGACCAUGAAGAAGAAUUGGAUUCUGGAGUCAAUUUGGGCAAUCAAAUAUCCAAUUUGGAGAAUCAACUGUCUUAUGGUUCCAAUUUGGGCCAUCAUUUACCUAAUGGCAUUUUUGAUGAAAGUAGUUCCAAUGAUGCCGAUGACAGUAGCAGCAACAACACUACAGAAGCCAAUCAACAAGGAAGCUUGGAUAGCAUCAGAGUGAACAGUCAAGAAACAGAGCUAUUGCAAUCUCAAGAGCAACAGCAGCAAGAAAUUGAGUGUGAGCUUGAGCAGCAGCGACCAGCGGAACAACACGAAGAACAAGAAGAAAGCAGCGAGGACACAGAGCCAGAGCAACAACCAGUGUCAGCUCCAGCUCCAGCUGAAGAGGGUCUUUCCAUCUGGUCUCGCCAUUUGCCUGAUGCUAUUCGUUUGGAUCAGACACCUUUUGCACACAAGAUUGAUUUGGUUGCUGAUUACCAGGAUUCCGUAGUUAUCAUGUCAUCUGAUGAAACUUAUGGCGCUGCUUCCAAUUUGAUCAAGACAGUAGCUAUUCCAUCUCAUACAACUAGGCAGCCUAAUGAAGAAGAUGAAUUUAGAGAUGGUUGGCUUGUCAAGCGUCAUGAAGAGUCAGGAUAUGCCACUAUUAGACUGGGUGUCCCUGGAACCAUCACAGGUAUCGACAUUGACUGUACUGGAUAUACUCAAUGUGCUCCUCUUCAUGCCAGUGUUCAUGGUAAUUCGAGAAGACGAACUACAGAUUGGACAGUUUUGGUUGAUCAUGUACCCCUGGUGCCGAAUGCUCAUAAUUUCUUUCAAGUGAUGAACAACACGGAAAGGCACACUCAUGUUCAUUUCACUGUUACUCCUGGAGGUGGUGUUGCACGACUUCGUUGUUAUGGCGAUAUUCCCAGACCUACCAAUGUGGGCAACAUGGAGGUCAACAUGGCGUCCAGUAAAAUGGGUGCUGAAAUUGUCCAGAAGCCAGACAGCAUUGUUAGAGGAGAAUUCCCCAAUCUCAUCAUCAAUCGCAAAGUUUCAAGCCAAGACGGCUGGAUCAGCCCUCGUGUUCGAGGUGGACAAGAUGAGGAACGUGAAUUUACCGUCAUCAAGCUGGCUGGAGAAGCUGAAAUCGAUAGAAUUGCUGUUGACACUGUACAUUUCAUUGGCAAUGCCCCAGAAAAGGUGAUUCUUGAAGGCUGCUGUAUUACUGCUCCCCAAGAUAGAGACAAUGUAGACUCAAAUCCACUAGUCAAUGCCGAGUGGAAAAACUUGGUUACUGAAAGUAAUGUAUUACCCAAUAGCUACAACUGCUUGCCUUGUAUCUACAAUGGCCCCAUCACACACGUCAGAUAUCGACCUGUUCCAAAUGGUGGUGUAAAUCAGAUCUUGGUCAAAGGAAGCUUCUUUGAAACCAGAGCAGCGCUACCACAACCAAAGUACAAGCAUGAUCUUGGUCCUCACAAGAAGAGAAAGAGACACGAUGAAAAUGAGCCUGUGAAUGAUGAAAACUACAAUCGAAGAAAAUCAAGUAGAAUCAGAAGACCCGUGUCAAGAUAUCAAUAG